Messenger RNA from Dufourea novaeangliae, 1071 nucleotides. It is a transcript of the gene Fkbp12, whose product is annotated as peptidyl-prolyl cis-trans isomerase FKBP1A. Lineage: Eukaryota; Metazoa; Arthropoda; Insecta; Hymenoptera; Halictidae. The transcript has 4 exons. The record is from RefSeq and is a predicted model, not a curated record. Gene Ontology annotation, molecular function: peptidyl-prolyl cis-trans isomerase activity. The coding region runs from base 190 to 519 and encodes 109 amino acids.
GCGACUGCAGGUACCUUGUUAUAUUAACGCAAUUCAACGAACAGCAUUGGACUGGCAUCGCCAUUUGAUAGCCACAAGGACCACGUUUACGUGAAUUUUGCUUACCGGUACAAACCGCCCGGCUUUUCGUAGCAAGAUUUAUCGUUUCUUCAUCGAAGAACCGAUUUCUGUGACAGAAAAUACGUAAUCAUGGGCGUGGAGAUAGAAGUUAUUUUUAAUGGGGAUGGCGAGACAUAUCCAAAACUGGGACAGACUGUAAUUGUCGACUAUACAGGUUUCCUUGACAAUGGAAAAAAGUUUGACUCAAGCAGGGACCGUGGCAUACCAUUUAAAUUCAAAAUAGGUAAAGGAGAAGUUAUUAAAGGAUGGGAGCAAGGAAUUGCUCAAAUGUCUGUCGGCGAGCGUUCUAAGUUAACUUGCUCGCCAGACUAUGCCUAUGGUAGCCGAGGACAUCCUGGCGUUAUUCCACCAAAUGCUGUCCUUAUCUUUGAUGUGGAAUUGUUGAAGGUGGAACCAUGAAGAGUUUUCCAGGGUGAACCAAAUUAACUAUGUACACACAUCAGAACCACUGAUAAUUAAAAGCUUCAAAUUGCAUUACCUUAAGUAGUCAUUGUACGAGUGGUAUGUUUUGCAUACUAACCUUAAUUCGAUUGCUCGUAAGGAUGAAAAAAUUUAAGACUUUAAUUUCUGUGUUCUACUAUUGCACCAUUAAAUAUGCUAUAAAUUGCAAUUGUACACAAAUGUUCAAUGACCAAUUGAUGAGGAGUAUAAAAAUAUCUCUUGCAUUCUUUUAUGUCUGGAUAAGAUUAACCGUUUACAUUAUUCCAUUUCAUGUUGAUAUGUAGCAUUUCUAUUAUGAGUAAUUGAAUUAAAUAAAUUUUAAACCAUUUGAUAUACAUAUAAUCUGACAUCUAUGUUCAUUCCAAUUCCUUAGUACUUGGUAAUCACCUGGUUAUUUUGUACAAAAUCUUGCAAUAAUGCAGAGAAGAACAAUUGUACUGAUAUUAUAAUAGUAUGGACCUUUACAUGCAAAAAUUCAAUAAAAAAAAUGUUCUUGUUUUGAAGUGUGAA